UGAAUUUUAUAUAUUUAAUUUCGUUUUCUUUUCCCUUCUAAACCCUAGCCCUUCCUCGGCCUUCCUUCCUUCUUCUUUUUCAUCUGUUGCCCUCGCCUCUUGCAGCGCAAAAAAUGGCACCGAAGAGGGCUGUUGGAAAAGUUUCGGUAAAGAAGAAGCCGGAGAAGGUGGUGAAUCCGCUAUUUGAGAAACGUCCGAAGCAGUUUGGAAUCGGUGGGGCAUUGCCGCCUAAGAGAGACCUUACUCGCUUUGUCAAAUGGCCCAAAGUUGUUCAAAUUCAGAGGAAGAAGAGGAUUCUGAAACAGAGGCUCAAGGUUCCACCAGCUUUGAAUCAGUUCACCAAAACCCUUGACAAGAAUCUUGCAACAAACUUGUUCAAGAUGCUUUUGAAGUAUAGGCCAGAGGAUAAAGCACAGAAAAGAGAGCGUCUUUUGAAAAGAGCUCAGGAAGAGGCCGAAGGCAAAUCACACGAUGCCAAAAAGCCUAUCGUUGUUAAAUAUGGUCUCAAUCAUGUUACCUACCUCAUUGAGCAGGUCAUCAUUUAUUCCAUACAUGUGAAAUAUUUCACUCUUUUCAACUGCAAUGUUGUCUGCAAUCAGAUACACUCCCUUUAUCUUUUAACAUCCAUAUAUUUCGUACUUCAUACUCAGAAUAAGGCCCAGCUGGUUGUGAUUGCACACGAUGUGGAUCCAAUUGAGUUGGUUGUAUGGCUCCCAGCUCUGUGCAGAAAGAUGGAAAUUCCAUAUUGCAUUGUGAAGGGAAAAGCUCGUUUGGGAGCGAUUGUCCACAAAAAGACGGCAUCAGUCUUGUGCUUGACAACCGUGAAGAAUGAAGAUAAGCUGGAGUUUAGCAGGAUCUUGGAAGCCAUUAAGGCUAAUUUCAACGACAAGUACGACGAGUACAGGAAGAAGUGGGGUGGUGGAAUCAUGGGAUCCAAGUCCCAGGCUAAAACAAAGGCAAAGGAGAAAUUACUCGCCAAAGAAGCUGCUCAAAGGAUGUCUUAGGUAGGUAUUGGAGUUUUCUUUUAUUACUUCGGAAGAGUUUUCUUUUAUGAGAAAAAAUCAGACACCAAUUCGUUUUGGUAUGUAGUUUACUUCAACAGUAGAAUUUGGAAGUUUUGUUUACUUAUGAUUGCUUCUGUAGUAUUCUCUCCAUGUAAGCCUCCAUUUAUUUUAGUUUUACUCAUGAAUGUUUAAGUCUACUGUCUCAAAUGCUCCCUA
Molecule: messenger RNA, 1220 nt
Organism: Benincasa hispida (wax gourd)
Lineage: Eukaryota; Viridiplantae; Streptophyta; Magnoliopsida; Cucurbitales; Cucurbitaceae
Source: RefSeq, a predicted model, not a curated record